AUGUUUUAUGUUAUUGGAUAUUUUCAGGGUUUUUCAGUCACUGUAUUGAAACAAGUAAUCAUGGCGGAGCAAAUGCAACUGAAAGGAAUUUUAAAGGGCCAUAAUGGCUGGGUAACACAAAUAGCGACUAAUGCCCUCUAUCCUAAUAUGAUCAUUUCAUCAUCUCGAGAUAAAACUAUAAUUGUUUGGAAAUUAGAAACGGAUGAUAUAAUGGGAAAUUAUAACGCUCAGUUAGGUGGAAAAGCAGAAAGAGCAUUGAAAGGCCAUGGUCAUUUUGUUUCUGAUGUUGUUUUGUCAUCUGAUGGACAAUUUGCUCUUUCUGGUUCCUGGGACAAAACUUUGCGAUUGUGGGAUUUGACAACAGGAGUGACUUCAAGGCAGUUUGUUUCACAUACGAAAGAUGUUUUAUCUGUUGCAUUUUCUACUGAUAAUCGACAGAUUGUGUCAGGAUCAAGAGACAAGACUAUAAAAUUAUGGAAUACUUUGGCACAAUGCAAAUUUACAGUAAAUGAAGAUUGCCAUACAGAUUGGGUGUCAAAUGUUCGUUUCUCACCAUCAAGUUCCAAUCCUGUAAUAGUUUCUGCUGGGUGGGAUAAAGUUGUCAAGGUUUGGAAUCUUGCGAAUUGCAAGUUAAAAACGAACCAUAUUGGACAUACAGGAUAUAUCAACACUGUAACUGUUUCUCCCGAUGGCUCCCUUUGUGCGUCUGGUGGAAAGGAUGGUAACGCUAUGCUAUGGGAUUUGAAUGAAGGAAAACACUUAUAUACGUUGGGUGGAAACGAUGUGAUCAAUGCACUUGCCUUCUCACCAAAUCGGUAUUGGCUUUGUGCAGCAGUUGGACCAGUUGUUAAGAUUUGGGAUUUGGAAGAUAAAAAGCCUGUAGAUGAAUUAAAACUUGAUGUUAUGGGCUGUACUAAAUCAGCAGCACCUCAGUGUAUUUCCUUAGCGUGGUCUGCUGAUGGACAAACUCUUUAUGCUGGAUAUACUGAUAACGUUAUUCGAAUAUGGCAAGUGUCCGUUGCUCAAAUUCGGACAUGA
Messenger RNA from Thelazia callipaeda (thelaziosis nematode), 1038 nucleotides. The record is from the annotation of a GenBank genome assembly. Lineage: Eukaryota; Metazoa; Nematoda; Chromadorea; Rhabditida; Thelaziidae.